Messenger RNA from Fraxinus pennsylvanica, 729 nucleotides. The record is from the annotation of a GenBank genome assembly. Lineage: Eukaryota; Viridiplantae; Streptophyta; Magnoliopsida; Lamiales; Oleaceae.
AUGCUGGGGAAUAGAUCUAGAGCAGUGAGCAGUAAACAAGGUGUCAUGGGUCCUCCAAGAUUCUUCAAUGGAAUUUUAACGAAAGCUAUGUUUGAUGCAGAAAGUUUAAGCAGCCCAAAAUCAAUUCUUGAUUACCAAAAUUCACCAAGUUUUCACAACCCAUUUGGUUAUCAUAAAAACCUGUCAAAACCCACAAAUCAUUUUCCAGAAAUCAGUAGUAAAUUGGAGUCGCAAGGGAUUGGGCUUGCCCUAAUUGACUCUAUCAAUUAUCAAGAAAAUGUUUGUAAGCCAAUUAGCAGAAUGAAUUUGUUUGGAGUAAAACUUAAUGUAAAAAUUCCUUCUGAUCAUCAUAUUCAUCCCUCUGCACCACCUCCAUCUGAAUCUUCCAAUUCUCCCGCUGAUUUCGGAAUUAAUACUAACUGUCCAGCUUUAAGCCCAUUUCCCCUACCUUCUCCAGCUGAAUCGCCCAAAUCUGCAGCUGGUUUGGGAAUCAAGACUCGAAACUCUCCAGUUUUAUGUCCAUUGCCUCCACAUUCUCCAGCUGAAUCCCCAAAAUCUCCGGCUGAUUUCGGAAUCAAGACUCGAAUUUCUCCUAUUUCAAAUAAUCUUGGACAGGGCAAAGACAUUUACAUGUACAGGGGUGAGAAAGCCUUUUGUAGCCAUGAAUGCCGCUGCCAAGAAAUGUUUUCUGAGGAAAUGAAGAAUCCUGAGCUGAAUAAUUCUUUUUAG